Fraxinus pennsylvanica is the source of this 1539-nucleotide messenger RNA. NCBI's taxonomy places the organism in Eukaryota, Viridiplantae, Streptophyta, Magnoliopsida, Lamiales, Oleaceae. The record is from the annotation of a GenBank genome assembly.
AUGCAGACAUCUUAUAAUCUUGUUAUAAAGUUUGUAUCAUUUGCAUUUGAGUCCAAAUGGACUGUGGCCUGGAAUAUUAUGAAGAUUCGAGAUUCCUGCCCACUGAAUUCAUGGAUAAAGAAUUCCGACAUUGAUACCGGUUCUUGUAGGGAUCAUUUUCAGAUUUUUUACACAAGAUUUUUCUCCUCAACAAAACCCACGACUGCAAGUUCCCUCCGCCGCGUUUCGCCGCUACUCAGCCUCCUGUUCCACCGUUGUCGUUUUACUUGCGAUUUUGUGUCGUUUUACUUGCGAUUCUGGUUUUAUCCAUUACUGCAAAAGAUCAUGAAUACAUUAUGCGGACCAAAUACAGAACUAUCCCGUUGUGUUACCAAUUUAUUUAAUCCGCAUUUAGGCUUGGCCAAGUUUAAUGCUUGUGUUUUGGGGACGAGGCUAUUGCCAUUGUUCUCCAAUAAUUCCAUUAAAGAAGCGAAAGUUUGGAGUAAGAAAAGUGGAAUUUCGUUAUCAGUUUCCAGCUCCGGUACUAAAAACGUGGUCGAAACUGCCGAAGGAAGUAUGGCUGAUGGCCUUACAUACAAGGAUGCUGGUGUUGACAUAGACGCGGGUUCGGAACUUGUAAAAAGAAUAGCCAAGAUGGCCCCUGGAAUCGGAGGUUUUGGUGGCCUCUUUCCCUUAGGGGAUUCCUAUCUUGUUGCCGGCACAGAUGGAGUGGGAACAAAACUUAAGCUCGCAUUUGAGACUGAAAUUCAUGAGACAAUUGGAAUUGAUUUGGUUGCAAUGAGCGUUAAUGAUAUAGUUACCUCUGGAGCAAAGCCGCUUUUUUUCCUUGAUUACUUUGCUACAAGUCAUUUGGACGUUGAUCUUGCAGAGAAGGUCAUAAAAGGCAUAGUCAGUGGUUGCCAGCAAUCUGACUGUGCUCUUUUGGGGGGAGAGACUGCUGAGAUGCCAGAUUUUUACGCAGAUGGUGAGUAUGACCUCAGUGGUUUUGCCGUGGGAAUUGUGAAAAAGGAGUCAGUUAUUGAUGGGAAAAACAUAACGGUUGGGGACGUUCUCCUUGGCCUGCCAUCCAGUGGAGUUCAUUCGAAUGGGUUUUCUCUUGUCAGAAGGGUUCUCAAGCAAAGUGGUCUUUCAUUGAAGGACCAACUUCCUGGUUCAUCCGUGACCCUAGGUGAAGCUUUAAUGGCGCCUACUUGUAUAUAUGUCAAGCAGGUUCUUGACAUUAUUAGCAAAGGUGGCGUUAAAGGGAUAGCUCACAUCACAGGUGGUGGUUUUACAGAUAACAUACCUCGUGUGUUUCCAAAAGGUCUUGGAGCUAUCAUAUAUAAGGACUCGUGGGUGGUUCCUCCUGUUUUCAAAUGGAUUCAAGAGGCUGGAAGAAUCGAAGAUUCAGAAAUGAGACGGACUUUUAAUAUGGGGAUUGGGAUGGUUCUAGUGGUGAACAAGGAGACAGCUCUUAAAAUACUUGGGGAAGAACAUGGUGCAAGUACAACAUAUCGAAUUGGUGAAGUUAUACAUGGCGAUGGAGUGAGCUACCGAUGA